Messenger RNA from Cyclocybe aegerita, 819 nucleotides. Lineage: Eukaryota; Fungi; Basidiomycota; Agaricomycetes; Agaricales; Hemipholiotaceae. The record is from the annotation of a GenBank genome assembly.
AUGUCGUCCCCGCCGCCAUACGAAACUAAUCCCGACACCCGACAGCUUCCUCCGGGCUGGAUAACCCAAUACGACUCAAAUUACAAGACAUGGUUCUACGUCAAUACGCAAGCAACGCCUCCAGUCACAACUUGGGUCCACCCCCUCGGACCGCCACCCCCUGUGCCUCAACCACAAUAUGCACCACCCACUGGAGGACCCCCUCCGAACAACAACUACGGGGGCGGAUAUAACCAGGGCGGAUACAACCAAGGUGGAGGGGGCUAUGGAUACAACAACCCCCAAGGUCAUUCUGGCUAUGGCGGCAACAGCAAUACCCCUGGGUUUCCACAAGGUCCACAAGGCUCGGGUCCACAAGGUCCAGGUCCUCAGCAAGGGUACGGUGGGGGCCCAGUAAGUCCAGGAGCUAGCGGCUACAGGUCAGAUUAUGGUGGCAGCGGAGGCUAUGGACAGGGCAAUUACAACAGCCAGUCGCCUCCCCCCCAACAAGGUGGCAAAGGCAUGGGUGGGAUGCUUGGAGGGCUCCUAGGCGGAAAGACUGGAGGGUCUAGUGGUGGAGGCGGUAUGGGUGGGCUGAUGGGCAAGCUCGGUGGAGGCAGUCACGGAAGCGGUGGCCACGGUGGGUACGUGGGUGGCGGAGGCUACCCCGCGCAGCAGGUGGUCUACACCCAAGCGCCCAAGAAGUCCGGCGGGAUGGGUAUGGGCACCAUGGCACUCGCAGGUGGUGCUGGUCUAGUGGGAGGUCUCCUUGUGGCCGACGCAAUUGAUGACAUGGGUGAUAGCGGUGGUUUUGACGAUGACUUCGGUGGCGAUUUUUGA